Molecule: messenger RNA, 1039 nt
Organism: Salvia hispanica
Lineage: Eukaryota; Viridiplantae; Streptophyta; Magnoliopsida; Lamiales; Lamiaceae
Product: auxin-responsive protein IAA14-like
Biological process (GO): regulation of DNA-templated transcription
Cellular component (GO): nucleus
Source: RefSeq, a predicted model, not a curated record
UUGCUCUUGCUCCACACAAAAUUAUUAUUACUACAAACACGCACAUUUUUCUACAUCCAAUCCAAGAGAAAAACGCAGGGAUAUAGGAGGAGACGAAGAAACCGGCGGCGGCGGUUGUGAGAAUGGAAGUCGGCCUGAAUCUGAAGGCGACCGAGCUCUGCCUCGGCCUGCCCGGCGCCACCGUGAAGAGCACGGGCAAGAGAGGCUUUUCCGAGACGAUCGAUCUCAAAUUGAACCUUCAGUCAAACGAAUCUGACGCUCUGGAUCUGAAGGAAAACAUGCAGAAUUCCUCCAAGGAGAAAGCUAUGCUCCCUCCCAAGGAUCACAUCAAGCCUCCUUCCAAGGCUCAGGUGGUGGGAUGGCCGCCGGUGAGGGCGUUCCGGAAGAACAUCAUGAGCCACCAGAAGAGCGAGGAGUCGGAGAAGGCGGCAUGCAGCGGCGGCGGCGCCUUCGUGAAGGUGUCGAUGGACGGCGCGCCCUACCUCCGUAAGGUGGAUUUGAGGAUGUAUAAAAGCUACCAAGAGCUCUCUGAUGCCUUAGCCAAAAUGUUCAGUUCCUUCACUUUGGGGAAUUAUGGAACCGAGGGAAUGAUAGACUUCAUGAAUGAGAGGAAAUUGAUGGAUCUGUUAAACAGUUCAGAAUAUGUGCCUAGUUAUGAGGAUAAGGAUGGUGAUUGGAUGCUUGUUGGUGAUGUUCCAUGGGAGAUGUUUGUUGAUUCAUGCAAGCGUCUCCGAAUUAUGAAAGGAUCCGAGGCUAUAGGAUUAGCACCAAGAGCCAUGGAGAAAUGCAAGAACAGAUGCUAAUGGAAUAUUUGUAAUAAACUACUGGUGCAACUUGGUUUGAUGGUUCCAAUUAUGUAUCAUUAUUUUUCGUUUCUUGUAAUUUUAUUAGCUUUUCGAUGAAUUAUUGUCUGUAUUUUAUAUUGUAGAAUAUAGAUAUGAAAUUUUAUGGACAUAUUUGUAUUAGACAAGAAGCAAACGCACUAUCGGUUGUCUGGUUUGUUAUAAUUAAAGUAUAUGGAUCAUUUUGGCUUGUUUAA